Molecule: messenger RNA, 1685 nt
Organism: Vespula pensylvanica (western yellowjacket)
Lineage: Eukaryota; Metazoa; Arthropoda; Insecta; Hymenoptera; Vespidae
Exons: 3
Coding region: 381-1436 (351 amino acids)
Biological process (GO): regulation of transcription by RNA polymerase II
Cellular component (GO): transcription regulator complex; nucleus
Source: RefSeq, a predicted model, not a curated record
UCUUAGACGUGAUAUUAAGAUAGACGAGCUUCUUUUUCAUACAAUAUUGGUAAUGGCUCUCGCUGCGGCUAUCAGAGGACGUUCAUUGGUUAUAAUGUUAUUAAUGUCUUUCUAACCAUUAAAGUAAUAGGUCAAAAUUUCAUAAGGAUGUAAAAUGUAGUAUAAAGAAAUUAACCAAUUUCAAUCGAGUAUUAGGCUUUCCGUAACUCCACUUUUGUCUAUAAAACUUAAAACACAACAUCGAAAAUUUUCAUAAAAAUAAAAGUUUUACGAUAUAUUUCUUCUGCACAACCAAUCACAAAUAAUCAUAUAGUACGCGCUUUAGUUUGAAAUUUAAUACCAAAAGUAAGUAAGGUUAUGUAUUAACGUUGUUUAGAGAAAUGAGUGAUCAUAAUCAAUGUUGUAAUACGUUUGAUAACUUUGAAAAUGAAAGUGUUAAAGAAAGUGAUGAACUACUCAUCGAUGCUGUGAGAGCAUAUCCACAUCUUUAUAACCACAAAGAUCCUAAUUUUAAAAACCAUUUGAUGAAAAAAAAUUCGUGGAAAGAAAUAGCCUUAACAGUAAAUAUACCAGUUUCUGAGUGUCAGAUCCGAUGGGUAAGACUUCGUGAAAGAUUCGGAAAAGAAAAACGUCAAAGAGAGUUGGAUUUAAAGAAUGGCAAUGGAAUUAGUCAACGUAAUAUUUUCAUAUAUUACGAAACUAUGUCAUUUCUGAAUGAUCAUAUUAAAAGAAGAAGAUCUUAUACGAAUGUCUCAAAUUUAAAACGUCCAAAGAGGAUAGAAGUCACGGCAAAUAAAUCACAUACAUGUAUUUCAUUGUUUGAUUCUUCGUCUACAAUUAAAAAAGACGACCAAAAAAUGAAUCUUUCAAUGGAUAGUACAAUUAUUAAAAGUACAGAAUCUCCAAUCUUCAAAACUACCUCACAAUUCUCAAAUAUAAUAGAUGAAAUACCAAUUGAACCAUGUGCAAACUUCUUAACAUCAUUCAAACAAAAUUUCAUAUCAGACACUAUUCCUGCUUCUUCGUCAAUGACAUCACUCAAAAAUAGUCACUUAAGUUUAACUGGUCCUCUUAGACAUUUUUCGGAUCUUCCUCAUAAUCUUCAUAAAUCUGAUGAAUCAACGAGAAACUCGAUCCUUUCAAUGCAUGAAUCCACCUCUUCUCCAGCAGCAACAAUUUUUCAAACAACGCCAUUUUCACGAAGACCACCAUUUAAGAAAAAAAAUAAUUCGGUCGAAUUAGAAAGUUCUUUGAUUUUACUUUGGCAAACUAUGCACCAACGUCUUCUGGAUAAUCAUAAUUCCGAAGUGACUGAUAGCUCGGACGAAAUUUUUGCAAAGUUAAUUGUUAAUCAAUUAGAAAGAUUACCAUUACAUGAAAAACAAAAACGGCAACAAGCAAUCAUACAAAUUUUGUAUGAACCUUAUAACUCUUGAGUAGAUGAAAAUGACACCAAAGCUAUGAACCAUUUUGAUAUUUUAAAUAGCAUAUUAUUUUAUGUUGUACUUUUGCAUUUUAUAUUUUACUUUUUAUGUCCUUCAUGCACCUUCAUAGUCAUGUUCAAGAAAAGAGGGAUAUUUUAGAUUUGUUUCUUCGUAUUAUUUUUCUUUAUAUAAAAUAUAUAUAAUAUAUUAUUAUAUAUUUCGCAAUAACGAGGAAAUUAUAUUGUUUUGACAUAAUGAUAG